Thlaspi arvense is the source of this 1026-nucleotide messenger RNA. NCBI's taxonomy places the organism in Eukaryota, Viridiplantae, Streptophyta, Magnoliopsida, Brassicales, Brassicaceae. The record is from the annotation of a GenBank genome assembly.
AUGGAAUUUACAGAGGCUUACAAGCAGACGGGACCUUGCUGUUUCUCCCCAAACUCUCGUUACGUCGCCGUCGCCAAUGAUUAUCGUCUCGUGAUCCGAGAUACUUUUUCGUUCCAGGUUGUGCAAUUGUUUUCUUGCUUAGAUAAGAUAAGCUACAUAGAAUGGGCCCUUGACUCUGAGUACAUUCUUUGUGGCCUCUACAAAAAGCCGAUGAUUCAAGCUUGGUCAUUGACACAACCAGAAUGGACUUGCAAGAUUGAUGAAGGUCCUGCUGGUAUUUCAUACGCUAGGUGGAGCCCAGACAGCCGCCAUAUACUCACAACCUCGGAGUUUCAGCUGCGGUUAACAGUUUGGUCCCUCCUGAACACGGCGUGUGUUCAUGUUCAGUGGCCAAAGCAUGGCUCCAAGGGAGUUUCGUUCAAUCAAGACGGAAAGUUUGCAGCGAUCUGUACACGGCGUGAUUGCAAGGACUACGUAAACCUCUUGUCUUGUCAAUCAUGGGAGAUUAUGGGUAGCUUCGCUGUUGACACCUUGGACUUGGCUGAUCUUGAGUGGUCACCUGAUGAUAGUUCUAUUGUAGUCUGGGAUUCGCCUCUUGAGUAUAAGGUUCUAAUAUAUUCUCCAGAUGGUAGGUGUCUAUUUAAGUAUCAGGCAUAUGAAUGUGGACUUGGUGUAAAGACUGUUUCCUGGUCUCCAUGUGGUCAGUUUCUUGCCAUUGGUAGCUAUGACCAGAUGUUACGGGUCCUGAAUCACCUUACUUGGAAAACCUUUGCUGAGUUUUUACACCUAUCAACGGUUCGUGCGCCCUGUUGUGCUGCUAUUUUCAAGGAAAUCGAUGAACCCUUGCAGCUCGAUAUGUCUGAGUUAUCGUUGGAUGACAACUUUAUGCCAAGCAAUUAUGAUGGUUCGGAAGGCUAUAUUAGUGUCAGGUAUGACGUCAUGGAAUUACCGGUGGCUUUGCCUUUCCAGAAACCUCUCGCUGACAAGCCUAACCCAAAACAAGGAGUUGGUAAGCUCUUCAAUUAG